Messenger RNA from Hydractinia symbiolongicarpus, 2259 nucleotides. RefSeq names its product eukaryotic translation initiation factor 4E-1A-like. Gene Ontology annotation, cellular component: eukaryotic translation initiation factor 4F complex; cytoplasm. The coding region runs from base 311 to 955 and encodes 214 amino acids. Gene Ontology annotation, molecular function: RNA 7-methylguanosine cap binding; translation initiation factor activity. Lineage: Eukaryota; Metazoa; Cnidaria; Hydrozoa; Anthoathecata; Hydractiniidae. The transcript has 6 exons. The record is from RefSeq and is a predicted model, not a curated record. Gene Ontology annotation, biological process: translational initiation.
GAAAUUUUGAAAGGAGAAAGCAGCGAGGCGAAGUAAAGUCAACGGUGUCGUGUUUUUAUUUCAGAUUCAAAGUGAAAGUCCAAACAUUACAACAGAGUACCUUUAUCACUAUAUAAGGUUACAACUUUGUGUGAUUAAUCCAUAAAAGAUUGCAAGGAAUAUUUAAAAACUAACUGUGAAAUCAAAAUUUUUCACAAAAGUUUUGUAAUUUUUACUAAAAAAAAACAAGUUUUUUUUGUAACACGUGUUCAGUAAUUGUAAGUUAAAAAACUGUGGCUAUAAAUCUUGGAGAAAGAAAAUAUUGUUAAGUAUGGGGGAGACAGUAGUAGCCCAACAGACUUUAAAAAUAGAAGAUCAAACUGAGACAAACGAACAGGAGGUGAAAUUGACGAAGGAGCUAAUGACAAAACAUCCUCUACAGAAUAAAUGGGCCUUGUGGUUCUUUAAAAACGAUAAAACAAAAACCUGGGCUGCAAAUCUUAGAUUGAUUACAAAGUUUGACUCUGUAGAAGAUUUUUGGAGUAUAUAUAAUCAUAUUCAGUUACCUAGUAAACUUGGACUAGGCUGUGAUUAUUCAUUAUUCAAGGAUGGUAUCGAACCUAUGUGGGAGGAUGAAGGUAAUCGUUUUGGUGGAAGAUGGCUUGUUAAUCUUAGUAAAUCACAACGUACAUCCGAAUUAGACAGGUUAUGGUUAGAAGUUCUAUUGUGUCUAAUUGGUGAAUCAUUUGGUGAGGAUUCGGACCAAGUUAAUGGUGCUGUUGUGAAUAUUAGACCAAAAGGUGAUAAAUUGGCUGUGUGGACUGGUUUUGCAGAUAGACAAGAAUCAGUAUUAAAAAUAGGAAGACAGUUUAAAGAACGACUGACAUUACCUCCAAAAUUUCCAAUUGUAUAUGAAAAACAUAUGGAUACGGCUAGCAAAACUGGCUCUCAAACCAAAAGUAAAUUCACGAUAUAAAAGUAAACAAGAAGCAUUAUAGAUCUAUUUUUCGGGAAGAAUUGUCGUGGAUUUAUAAACGUGUAGAAGAUUAAACAGUCCAGUGGUGUUUUUAGACAUAAAAAGAAAAUUGGAAUUUGUUGUGUUACUGUUAAAAACAGAAGUUUUGUAGUCCUACACAACGUAGGUCUCCAAACAAACUUUGCUGAUGUAUUUUGUGAUUUCUUUUAUGAAGUAAGCAUUAGGAUUCAAAUUAUUUUUAUCUGAAAUUAAUUUGAUUUUUCUUUUUAGUUUCAUUUAAACUAAAAGUAGUACGUUUCUUGUCAUGCUUUUGUUAUGAAGUUUAUCAUAUCAUUUAACGUAUUUUGGCAGUUUAAGAUUUUUUGGGUUCUUUUUGUUAUGUUCUGUUUGCCACAAAACCUGAAAAAACUGAAAAAAAACCUGGCACCAAAAAUAUUCUGGAAAAAAUGUUAAAAAAACACAAGUGAAUUUCGGUUGAGUGACACAAAACUAAGAUAUAAUUAAUUUUUGCCUAGUUUUUCUGGCAAAUUUGUGACAACAUUGUUUUCUGAGGAAGAGGAGUGAUAUUUUGAAGCUAUUAUAUAUGGUCAAAAAGUGUAACUUUAUACAACUAUUGAAGCGUAAACUUUUGACACCCUUGACUAAACCUUUCAGCAAAUUUAAAGAGCUAAAACCUAAACCUGUUGUUUAGGUUAUUUUGUCAGAUGAAACAACAUUUAGCAAAAAAAAUUUUAAAAGCUUUGGAGUAGAUUUGAGUUUUUUCCAGUAGGAAGUUGAUAUGUUUUGAGUUCGUUUGAAAGGAUUGCAGUGAAUUUGAUGACUACAUUAAGGGCAUUAAAUUUACAGGUCUAAAUUUUCACAAUUUUCCGAUUAAAUUUUCAAAAAAAGUUUUUGUGACUUUGUUUUUUCUUCUUCUUAUAAACUGGUAGCCCUUAAUUUCUCUGAGAUUUGCAGACAAUACAGGUGUUGUUUUCUUAGCUGUUGAAAUUAUUCAACAAAAGCUGUCUAGCUGCAGAAUAUGUAUUGCGCCUAAUUUCUUAUAUUUAUGCAAACGCAUGGAGUUUAGUAUAGAAAUGUUUAAGAAAAAAUCUUCCCUUUAUAUGUUCCUUUAAUUUUUGUAAAAUUUAUGAGGAAUUUUCUUAUAAUUUCGAUAUAUACAUGAAAUCGCCUAUCCUUAAAUUUCACUUGUUCUUGUUUUUUGUUGUUGUUGUUGUUAUGUUUUAAAGCAAUUUAUAACAAUUUAUGUCAACUUUUUUGCUGUUUUUAGAGAUUUUUCAAAUCGAAAAGUAUUAAUUUUAUUAUCA